This is a messenger RNA of Arachis duranensis, 1357 nucleotides long. Its product is annotated as putative disease resistance protein At3g14460. The coding region runs from base 660 to 1202 and encodes 180 amino acids. The transcript has a single exon. Lineage: Eukaryota; Viridiplantae; Streptophyta; Magnoliopsida; Fabales; Fabaceae. The record is from RefSeq and is a predicted model, not a curated record.
AUUGGAAAGAAUUGAUUGUGAGUUUUACAGGAAUAACAAAUCAUUUCAGCAAGAGACACCCUUCAAAUCUCUUGAAAGUUUGACAUUUGAGAGUUUGCCUAGUUGGCGGGAGUGGCUUUUUUCUGAUGAGUUUGAUGCUUUUCCUCAGCUUAAAAAGCUUUCAAUAAGGGAGUGUUCCGUGUUAACCGGAGAUCUGCCUAAUCACCUUCUAGCUCUGGAACAACUUUCCAUUGUUGAAUGUGAACAGCUUGCAUGUUCACUGCCCAGAGUCCCCAGGCUUCAUCAAUUAGAUGUAAAGAGUGUGUAUCAUAUCAGAAUGGAGGAGCCGCUGCAUUGGGUAGUAAUUGAAGGAACCCAGCUAGUGAACUCCAUAUUGGAGUGGCUCGCGGACAACCAAUCAACUCAUCUGCAAUGCCUAGUCAUUAGGAAGUGUUCUUAAGACAUAUCACUCUCGGGAUUAUUUGUUCACUUCAUUACAAGAACUGAAAAUCUGGGAUUGUCCAAAAUUAAUAUUCUUAGAGAAACUGCAACACAAGUCACUAACGGAGAUAAAUUUGUACAAAUGUGGUUCAAUCACGUCGUUACCACUGGCGGCCCUUCCAAAUCUGAGGACACUCACAAUCGAUGCAUGUAAAAACAUUGAAUGUGUUGUGGUGCCAAUGGAUGUUGAAGAUACUCUUCCAUGUCUCCGUUAUUUAGACAUCAAAUACUGUCCCAGUUUUGUAUCCUUGUCAACUCUAGUCUUGGCUGCGCCUCACCUAGAGUCUCUGACUAUAAGCAAUUGCCCUGAAAUUGAUUCUUUUCCGGAGGGAGGCCUUCCGCCAAGCUUGACAACUCUUUGGAUUAAAAACUGCCAGAAGCUAGCAAGGUACAUAACAUCAAACGGUUUGCAAUGUCAAGGCCUUGCUUGUCUUAUCCUUUAUUCAUGGGAUGAUGUUAAGUCCUUCCCAAGAGAGGGUUGCCUUCCUGCUUCGCAUUGGUCUCUAUAUCUGGGGGAGUUUCUGACUCUGGAGACGCUAGACUGUGGGGGACUUCAACACCUCACCUCCCUCAAAGAAUUAACUAUUGAAUACUGUUUGAAGCUGGAGAAUAUCACACAAGAAAAGCUGCCUUCCUCUAUAACAGAACUCCACAUCAAAGACAGUCCUUUGAGGCGUAAGCUGUACCAGAUGAACGAUCCACGAAUUCAAUAUGAAAAUUGAAAAGAGCUACUUGUUCUGUUGCCAAAGAUUUUCAGACAGAUAAUUGUGUUUUAUUUUCCAAUUGUUGCACUUCUAAUGUUUGGCAAGAAAUUUUCAAUGUAUGUCCACACAGAAAAUUUUUCUUUUGUCAUAUCCAACUAUAGCUAUUCUUUUUG